AUGUCACACUGUCGCCAGUUUUUCCUCUUACUCUGUUCGUUAUGUGCAACUAUCAACCAAACUUCUUCCAACGUCUAUUUACCAGGGUCCUUCGUCUUAAAACGUUACGACCAAACUGAAAUCCUACCAGAAGAGGACCGAAGAGAAAUCCUGCGAGACAUCAAAACUAUCUACGCUCCAGAGUACAGACCUUAUGUGAACGAAUCCAUGAACAAAUAUAUUAAUCAAGAAAAAAGAGAGGCCAGAUCUUAUAAUAUAUACGGCCAUGCUAGGAGAAACUACGUAAAAACAAGCAGAGAACACCAUACGAACACUUUCUUGUUGAAAAAGAAUCGAUUCGAGAGUAGGCAAGACGACGUAUGGGAAGAACCCAAAGCUAUAAUAUUAAACGACGAAGAUGAAAAGAAUAAGACCGUAUCAAACACGAAUGACUUGAAGAUACCCUUUAUAAACGACAGCUUCGUGGAGGAUCUGAAUUUAAAGGAGCUGCUCUACACAGAAAACUUUUUGAAUUUACUGUCAAAUAUAUCCAACAAGACGGAUAUAGACCUGCUAAAGGUAGUAACAGAGAUAUACAGGACGACAGAAGAAAGUGAAGAGAACAAAAAGGUGAACCUACUACAACAACCGUUUUCAUGGACGAAUAUCGAGACUACUGAAGACAUAAGGGCUGUGCAAGGUAAAACCAUGAAAAGUUACAUGAACCUUGAGGUCGACCCCUGCAUCGACUUCUAUGAGUACGCUUGCGGCAGCUGGAAGAAGAUCUAUACCAUCCCUCCCGACAGGGCUACCUACGAUACCUUUGAAAUGGUGCGCGAGAACCUGGAUUAUAUGCUAAAGAAUAUUCUGCACGGCAUCAUAGAACCACCCAUGAACUCUACAUACCCUUUCUCCACCAACUUCAUAGACAAGAGCUUCCACCCUAACGAUACGUCGGAUGCCACUAUCAAGGCGAAAAACUUCUACAAUUCCUGUAUGCGAGAAGACAUCCUCGCCAAAAGAGGCGACGAGCCUUUGAGAGAGAUACUGAAGCAGUUGGGAGGGUGGCCCAUUGUGGACCAGAAUUGGACGGAGGAUAAUUUUGACAUGGUUUGGUUGAUGGCUAGGUUGAGGUUGCUAAACAACGAUGUUCUAAUAGCCCAAUGGGUAGGACCUGACAUGAAGAAUUCGCACGAGUACAUCGUGCACCUAGAUCAAGCGGCACUAGGUCUACCAGCUAGAGAAUAUUACUUGGAAGAUGUCAACAUUAAAUACCUCAGAGCUUACAAAGUAUUUAUUCUUACAAUUGCACGACUGAUGGGUGCACAAUCACUAUCUUCAGAAAAGGACGUUGACGAUAUCAUCCAGUUCGAAGUGCAACUAGCUCAAAUCAUGGCUUCUUCGGAAGAAAGAAGAAAUAUUUCGGACGUUUACCUUAGAACGGAUUUGGCCGCGUUGUCGCUGUACUUCCCUCAAUUCGAUUGGAAACAUUAUUUUUCCGUAACUCUAGGAGACGACAUCGAUUUAAGGACGCCCGUAGCUUGCUACUGCGCUAGGUAUUUGCACGAAUUACUGUACCUGUUAAGCAAUACGGACCACAGAACCCUUCAGAAUUACUUGAUUUGGAGGUUUGUCAGACAUAGGACUAAUAACUUAGACCACAGAUUCACAGAGGCUAAGCAGAGAUUCUACUACAUAUUAUUCGGCAGAGAAAAGCCACCGCCCAGGUGGCAGUUCUGCAUAUUCGAAGUCAACUCCAACAUGGGGAUGGCUUUGGGAUCUUUGUUCGUGAGGAAAUACUUCGACCAGAGCAGCAAAACUGAUACAAUAAAAAUGACCAAGGAACUACAAGACGCUUUCAAGAAGACUCUUUCGGAAAACAGUUGGCUGGAUGAACACACGAAAGAUUACGCCAGAAUGAAACUGGAUUACAUGGACUUGAAAAUCGGAUACCCGGACUUUAUCCUUAACGAAUCAGAAUUGGCGGAGAGGUACUACGAUGUCCAGAUUCAUCCGGGCUACUUCUUCGAAAACAUCCUGACGGUACUGCGUCAUACCACGAGAGUAGAACAAAGAAGACUGGGGACGGAGGUGAACAAGACAAUGUGGAGCACUCCUCCAGCCGUAGUAAACGCGUAUUAUAGCAGGAAUAAGAACCAGAUCAUGUUUCCUGCGGGUAUGCUCCAGCCGCCUUUCUACAAUCGCCACUUCCCCAAAGCCCUAAACUUCGGCGGUAUCGGCGUGGUGAUCGGCCACGAGAUCACACACGGCUUCGACGACAAAGGCAGGCUCUUCGACCACGAGGGCAACCUGCAUAUGUGGUGGCGGGAAUCCUCCAUAGAGAAAUUCUACGAGAAAUCGCAAUGCCUGAUAGACCAGUACGACCAGUACGUAUUACCCGAGAUAAAAGUAGCUUUGGACGGUUAUCUGACUCAAGGAGAGAACAUCGCUGAUAAUGGAGGACUGAAACAGGCGUUCAGAGCGUACGAAGCUUGGCUGAAGAAGCAUCCCGAGGCGAAUGAAACGUUGCCAGGAUUAGAUCUGACGGGAAAACAAUUGUUUUUCUUGAAUUUCGCUCAGGUUUGGUGUGGCCAGCAAAGGAUAGAGGCCGCUGAAAGUCGGAUAAAGACGUCGGUCCAUUCUCCGGGAAUAUUUAGGGUUAUUGGAGCGUUAAGUAAUUCUCAGGAGUUUGCGAAAGCCUACGGGUGUCCCAAGAAUAGUCCGAUGAACCCGGAUUAUAAGUGCAUAAUAUGGUAG
Messenger RNA from Anoplophora glabripennis (Asian longhorned beetle), 2736 nucleotides. RefSeq names its product neprilysin-4-like. Gene Ontology annotation, molecular function: metalloendopeptidase activity. Gene Ontology annotation, biological process: protein processing. The transcript is spliced from 8 exons. Gene Ontology annotation, cellular component: plasma membrane. Bases 1 to 2736 code for a protein of 911 amino acids. The record is from RefSeq and is a predicted model, not a curated record. NCBI's taxonomy places the organism in Eukaryota, Metazoa, Arthropoda, Insecta, Coleoptera, Cerambycidae.